AUGAUAUUAUGUGAAACAAAAAGAAGAUAAAGAAGAAAUGGAUUUCAUGCUGAAACAGAAGAAGAAUUUCUUUAAGUUUACAAUUAACUUUAUCUAUACCAUAGAAAUUAGCCAAAGAAGAUGAUAAUCGAUAAAUGAUCUUAGAAAACCAACAGACUUCUCCAUAAUUAGAUGGAUUCAUUAUAAAUCAUGAUUUUUCAUUUGAUCCAUUUGGUUCUGAACCAAUCUUUCUCAUUGAAAAAACCACUCUGUAUAAAUCUCACUUUUUAUUGUUGAUUUCUGAAGAUUUUUCUAUGAAUCUAAAGAGACUACAAUCUAUUUUAGAUUCCUGUAAGUUAAAUCUUAUUAAACAUAGCAGAUACCUCAGAUAAUCUAACCGAUAGUACUACAGAAGAAUACACAUAAUCAACCUACUUUGUUUUUAAAUCUGAUUGUUAUGUUCAUACACUUCAAUUUGGUAAUGUCAUUCAUAAAUUCCAUAUCUGGGUACUCAACCACUUAAAUCCUUUAGAAAUUUUUUAAAGUUUCAAUUAUAUUUAAAUUAGAGUUGUAUUAUCCUUUAUUUGAUGCAUUUGUUGUUGUUUCUAAUAAAGGAAAUCUAUUCAAAUAAAAUUUAUUUUAUGCAGAAUUUACUAAAAUACUCUCAUUUAAUUAAGCAGUUUAAUAUCAUAUUAUUUCGGAUUCUGAUGAUGUAAUUAUUUAUUUUAUUUAAAGUUAAUAAUUGAAAAAUAAAAUACUUUAUUAAAUAUAUUGAAAUCAUUAAUAAAAUGA
Paramecium sonneborni is the source of this 771-nucleotide messenger RNA. NCBI's taxonomy places the organism in Eukaryota, Ciliophora, Oligohymenophorea, Peniculida, Parameciidae. The record is from the annotation of a GenBank genome assembly.